Molecule: messenger RNA, 4113 nt
Organism: Ambispora leptoticha
Lineage: Eukaryota; Fungi; Glomeromycota; Glomeromycetes; Archaeosporales; Ambisporaceae
Source: the annotation of a GenBank genome assembly
AUGGCAGAACAGAAACUGCCAUCAUCUCGAACUUCUUCGUCUUCUUCAACAAAUAGUAUAGUCUCUCAAACUCAGGACGAGGAAAGAGUUGACCACGAUAAAGAGAAUGUUGACAAUACCUUUUAUAAAACAACAGAAUCUACAUAUUUCACUCCUACCCAUAAACCAAAGUUAAAUUCUGCUGGUUCCGAUGGGUUCCUAAAAGUUGGACCUAGAGAGUCGCCUCUACGUCCUGCUGCCAUAUUAAAGAAAGCACGUCGACGUCUAUCUGCACAGUCUGACCAAAUAUCGUAUGAAAUGCGUCCCGUUCUCCAUCUUUUUGAUUUUUUUUUCCGAAAAACUUAUAUUGAAGGUUAUUUAUGUAAGCAAGACCAAAGUUGGCGAGACGGGCGUAAGCCCACAACUGAAGACUGGUGUGAAUUCUAUGCAGAAAUAUGUGGUUCCUCGCUCUACUUAUGGAGGGUAGCUGAUGAUAAUGAGCCACCAGGGAUAGCUAGUCCAAAUCCUACAAUCAUCAAUAUAGCAAAUUCUAGUGUGGAAAUACUGGGAAAAGUAUCAGAAAGCAUAUUAACCCGUGAACAUGUAUUUUUGCUUGAUGGUGGCGAUGGUGAUCGGUAUUAUCUUCAAACCCCAAGUUUAUCUUUACUCAAUCAAUGGGUGCUUGCAAUUCGUCUGUCAUGUUUCGAGGGAUCAAAAAUGCAGGAAGUUUUCACAGCGACGUUGUUCAGACGACCCGGAUUCAAAGAAUUCUUAUCAGGCACUCCAUUAGUAAAAGGCAAACUAGAGGGGUAUCUUCAAGUACGAUUUGCAGGAACCAAAGAAUGGCAGAAAUGUUGGGUCGUCGUAUCUGAUCACCGCGUAGAAGAAAAGAAGAAAAAAGAUUUGGCAUUUAAUAGAGGGCAAGCGACUUUCUACGAAACAAAAAAGUCAAAAAAACCUUUCAUGUCAAUGGCCAAUGUCCUGCAAGCUUAUGCUGUAUACCAAGAAUCUUCGUCGACAAUAGAGAAAACAACGUUGUUUCGUGUCGAAGGAGAUAUUUUUGCGGAAAAAUCAUCAACGGAUUCGAAACCUGGAGAUUUUGUGCUGUUAACAGCGGAAAAUUCGAGUGAAAUGGCAAAAUGGUUGGUUUCUUUUUGUGAUAGUUUUAAAUUGUAUGGUCGUCCCAAGGAAUAUUUGUAUGAUUUCAAGGAUCCAGAUUCGCCUCUUUUUGCUGUGCCAAUUGUGAAAAGUGUCACUAAAUUAUUCUUGGAUAUUUCCGAAGUUGAGCAUGUUGACAUGCAACAAUCAUUGGCUGAUGUAAAAGCAGAAUUUGCUGAGAUUCUUAGGAAAUUAUAUCAACAAAAACUUGAAAAUUCUCAAGAGGUAAAUGCCGAAAAUGAAUUUGAUCACGCUCAACCUGCUGCGCGAAGUUCACGAAAAUCAAGUGGUUCAAUACCACCGCAAAUUGUUACGAACGGGCUCUCUGAUAGUUCUUCGCGGCAAAGAGGAUUUUCUAACGAAUCAGUGUCUUCUACACAGAGUUCAGGGUCGUCAGCUUCAGCAAGAUCGGGACAGCAAUCAUCAUCUCGAUCGUCUGGAUAUUUGCAACACCAUUCGCAGGGUAAAGGAUUGGGAUCGAUAAAUUCGCCUAUAUCUUAUAAAUUUAAUUUAUUUAAAGAUGCUCCAUCUUCGCCGAACACAACAUCAUCUUUAAAUGGUGAGAAAAGAGAAAGUCGACUCUCUGCUAUGGCACAGAAGCCUCGAAAGGAGAAAACCGGACGUCACAAGCAAGUGCCUAGCAGUGAGGAGGAUGAUUCUGAAGAGGAAGAAUCAAAUAAUACAGAAACUGAUACGGAUUCGGAAGUCGAUGACCCUACGCUACUGAAAAAUACACAAGCGAAUGCCAAAAUUACCAUAGCUGAUGACGUAAAAUUGGAUUCAUUAGAAGAAAAUAAAAAUGAAAAAGAUGAACAUCUUCAAUUCGGUGAUACUUCCCUUGAAAAUUUGGGUAGUGCUGAUCUUAUGUCAGAGAUAUUGACGGCAAUUGAUGAACGUAAAGAAGAGGAAGUGCCUGCACAAUUAUCACCGUCAUCAAAGAGACCAAAACCAAAACCUAAAAGAACAGUGUCAUUUAAAAACCCGCCACCUAAUCCAAAAAAGAAAUCCAAAAUACGAGUAUCUCCCCUUCCAUCAGAUAGCGAAGAGGAAGAAGAUGAUACGGAAGAAAGCGUAACGGAUAGUGAAGAAAGUCAAGAUGAACAAAAAGAGGAGCCAGAGGAAGUUGUCGAUGUAGUUAAAUCCUCAAAAGUAAACAAGAAAAAAUCGAGCAAAUUAAAUUCGCCUUCAUCUUCAAAUUUUGGCGCUAAUUUGCCAACCACCACCAAAGAUGUCGGCAAAGGUAAAAAGAAAAAAGUCAAGGUAGCACCUAAACCAUCUGAUAGCGAAGACGAUGAAGAGGAAAAAUCACCGAAAGUAAUCCCGCCUCAAUUGUCAGCGCGGCCUAGGCCACGUGAAUUGAUUUCCCGCCAAGACUAUGAAGAAGUUCGACAAUAUUCUGGCGACUAUCGACAGAAUUCCCCGCACGGACAAUAUGGUUAUAUGUCACCAAAAGCUCCGUAUGCGGAUCGUUCACCUCAAUAUUCUCCUAAAAGUCCAAACUAUCCAUAUUCAUCUGAUCGAAAUUAUUAUCCUACAUCACAAUCUAUUCAGCCAAUAGCUCGUGGACGCGCCAAAGAUGAAUAUUCAUCUGAUGUUAAGGAUGACCAUGUCCCACUAGGACGUGCAUCUAUACGCAGUCGUCAGCAACCGGCUCAAGCUUAUAAACCAGAAGAAACAACGUCAAGGGGACGAUCGAAGGGUAAGAAACCGAUGAAAAAAGUGAGCGCAAUUGUAGAUAGUUUGGAGGAAUCAUCCGAGUCUGACGAAGUUGAUUACGAGAGUGCAAUUGAAGAAAGUGAUAAUGAUGAAUCUAAUAAUAAAGAUUCGGAUAGUGCAUCUCCUGCUAAGGGAAAAACAAAAGCCACUGAUAAAAUAGAUCAAAUUGUGACAGACAAUUUUGAUAGUGAAUCCUCAAAUGAAUCCUCAAAAUCGGAAAACGAAGACGAUGCAGAUUUAAUGACCAAACCACGAAGGGUUUUCAAACCUACUAAGCAAAGUGACAAGAGAAAAAAUGCUGGUAAACCAAAAACAAGACCCCGUAAUUCCAGUGAAGGAAGUAGUAACUCAUCUAUUUCACACACAUCAUCUCAAGAACCUCUUGUCAUGCUUGUAACAGAUUCUGGUGAAGGUGCCAUACCUCCUUAUACGAGGGGUUAUGCUAAUACACCUCCGAGGUCAGUGUCUCCAAAUAACCAAUAUUGGGAAAACGAAUACGGUGAUCCUCGAGGUGUUGGCAAUUUUGCUGCGUUAGGGGAAAAUCGUCGAAACUCGUUAAUGCCACCUCGCGAUUAUUAUGAAGAGGAUCGUACUAAUCCAAUAGGAGGGCGUCCUAGAUCAAUUGUUAAUCCUACAGGGCGAAGACGUACAAGCGGUGGCCAAGUAGACUAUAUGCGCGAGCAACGUGAUUCUUAUUAUGAAGACGAAUAUUAUGAUGAACGUGGAUUUGAGCCACGACCAACGUUAUUAGGCGCCUUAUCACAACAACUUUCUGCACGUGAACAAGAAUAUUUGGCUCGAGAAACAGGAGCACCACUUAUUCAAUUGGAGGAACGACAAAAGGAUCCGCAGUAUGGAUUAGUUGGAGCAAUUACUGCCCGAGAAAGACAACGUAAAAUAGGCAGACAGGUUGAAUAUGAUCGAGAACUGGCACUUGAAAAGGAACGUGAACGCCGAUUAAUGGAACAGCGACAACAAUUAUUAGCGGGCGAAAGAGAAUACGCAUAUACCAGACAAUAUGGACCUCCCUCACCAAUAGGAGGGGAUUCAAGACCGUCAAGCAGAUUUUAUGGCAAUCAACAAUAUUUGGAUACUGGAAGUGGCCCCAAUUCUCGCCGAGGUUCUUACUAUGAAAGUUAUGGAUCCUAUGAAGAAGAUGAAGACGAUGAUGUUCCGUUGGCGGUUGCACCUCCAUCUCCGGUGCCUCGACAAAUGCGCGGCGCUAGAGUAGGAGGAUCUCGUCGAAGGGAUACCGAAUAA